Cucurbitaria berberidis CBS 394.84 is the source of this 222-nucleotide messenger RNA. RefSeq lists its product as uncharacterized. The transcript has 2 exons. NCBI's taxonomy places the organism in Eukaryota, Fungi, Ascomycota, Dothideomycetes, Pleosporales, Cucurbitariaceae. The record is from RefSeq and is a predicted model, not a curated record. The annotation marks the transcript as partial.
AUUUUCUACAGCAACGCAACUAAGAGCAGAAACUUUAGUAGGAACUUUAAAAAGAGUUUUCUUUUCUUUUUAAUAAUUUAUUACCCUGAAAUUAGUUUGUCUAGAGCUAGGUGCUGCACUUUUAUAGCAUUUAGUGCGCUUUUAAUAAGCCUUAAAAAUCUACUUAAAAAAAUAGUUUUUAUACUAGGUUAUACUUAUAACCGCAGCAAGUUUUUAAAGUAA